UUAUAAACGCGGACGACAACCAGCGUGUAGCGUUAUGAAGUGAAGCGACUUAGCGCUGAGCAGCUUAGUGGGUCGCGUUGCAAAUUACACCAAUUUAACCAAAAAAAAAAAAGGAGCAUACUUUUGGGUGCAGGUUGUUUAUAGUGAGAGUAGUGAGAUUUUUUAUGAAAGUGUUAGUUAAUGCCAAUCAACUAGCAGAAAUUGAAGAAAAUAUUCUAUAAAACUAGUUUAAGUGUUAUCGUGCUUAACAGAAAAUAGAAAGAAACGCAAAAUAGCAAUGUGUUGCUACCAAAAAGCGCCUACAAGUGUGCUACAUUUGCUAAUCUUGCCGGUCGUUUUAUUGUUGCUGCACUGCAUUCAUAACGUUGCGGCAAUAAAAUGUUAUGUUUGUGAUUCCAGUGUAAAUCCAAGCUGUGAAAAUUUGAAAUCAAAUACCACUUUGGUGGCAGAGGAAUGUACACUCGAUAAAAUGCGAACUACCGAUACAUGGCUAUUCGAAUUAAAUCGAUUCGCUUAUUUCGAUACUGGCAUUAGAGAUGGACCGCUUAUGAACUGCCAAAAAGUAGUGGCCAGAGAUCCACGUAACAGCAAAAUGGUCACGGCACGAUUCUGUCAAUUGGAUACCGCCGAUUCGGAUGCUUGCCAAAUUUUGGGCACCAAAUUGGGUUGGCCACCAGAGUUGGCGCGCAAUGCGAAUAAAGAUGAGGAGGAUAAAGACAAGAAGAAUGCAAAUAAAAGGAAAGUGAUGAACGGUAGACAUGGCAAUAAUGGUGGUGGUGGUGAUGGUGAACAAGAUUUAGAGUUGCAUUGUUCUAUUUGCCAUUCGGACGGCUGUAAUGGCAGUGAAAAUGUGCAACAAUGGAAUACGUGGUGUAACAGUAUUUUACCAUUGCUCAUAGCUGUAAUAAGCCGGUUACGUCAUAGUGCGUGGUGAAUAUAGAAACCAGCUGAUGUUGCUUACUUUUAGACUGUCGUGGUGUAGUACAGAGAAAGUGGAAUGAAAUAUAAAAUUAAGUUAAAUUAUUAGCAGUAAAAUACUGUUAAAAAAAAUGGUGCAAUAUAAUUUUAAGGUUAAGUUAUGUGAGUCACAAGUGUCGCUCAACAAUAUUUUACCGUUUCAUGCGGAGCUUGAUUGCUGAGCACAACACUGAAAAAUGCCUUGAGUUUAGCGUAUUUUUUAUUAGAUUUAUUUAAGGUGAAUUGAUGAGUCGUUACAUAUUAGGGUGUGCACUGUAAAUAAACAUUCGUCGUAUAUUGUUAACUGUGUAAAUAAGCAUUAAAAAACAUACAUACAUAUGUAGCUUCAUAUUUAAGUCGAAUUUGGCGAGAAAUUAAAUCGAAAGCGCAUGAAAAAAUAAUUUAUUAAAUCUGAACAAUUUAUGAUAAGAAAAUCCAACGUACUUUCAAGUUAAUUUUUAUUUUUCCAUUUGC
Messenger RNA from Ceratitis capitata (Mediterranean fruit fly), 1431 nucleotides. RefSeq lists its product as hypothetical. The record is from RefSeq and is a predicted model, not a curated record. The coding region runs from base 278 to 934 and encodes 218 amino acids. The transcript is spliced from 4 exons. Gene Ontology annotation, biological process: sleep; positive regulation of voltage-gated potassium channel activity; regulation of synaptic transmission, cholinergic. Lineage: Eukaryota; Metazoa; Arthropoda; Insecta; Diptera; Tephritidae.